AUGGCUGCUGUGACCCAACAGGCGUCUCUCUCGGCGUCCGCGCCGAGGCUCGCGGUCUCUCGCGCCCAGCUCGGAGCACCCAACCGGCUGGCCUCUUCGGCCUCGCCGAUGCUCAGCCCAUGGUGGCGAAGCCUCUCGCAAUCCCUCACCGCUACAGCAGCCCCCAAGUUCCACGCUGCCAGCCGCCUGAGCGUCCGCGCGAAGGCCGCGGAGGCGGAGGAGGCUGUCGCGGAGGCCGGCGCUGAGGCGGUGGAGGAGGCCCCCGCCAAGGCCAAGCCCCCGCACAUGAAGCACCUCAUGAAUGUGUUGACGCAGGAAGUAGCGCAGACUCUUCGGAAGGAGCGCAACAUCCCAGACUUCAGGCCUGGCGAUGUCCUCGCUCUUCGCGUGGAAGUGCCUGAGAACAAGAGGCGUGUGUCGCUGGUGCGAGGCAUUGUGAUCUCGAGGCGCAAUGGUGGCAUCAACACCACCUUCCGCAUUCGCAGGAUGAUGGCUGGCGUCGGCGUCGAGAUGGUCUUCCCCCUGUACUCUCCCAACAUCAAAGAGAUCAAGGUUGUCGACAGGAAAAAGGCACGGCGGGCUAAGCUUUUCUACCUGCGUGACAAGCUUGCUCGCCUUUCCACAUUUAACUAG
Closterium sp. NIES-65 is the source of this 633-nucleotide messenger RNA. Lineage: Eukaryota; Viridiplantae; Streptophyta; Zygnematophyceae; Desmidiales; Closteriaceae. The record is from the annotation of a GenBank genome assembly.